Messenger RNA from Arabidopsis arenosa, 2148 nucleotides. Lineage: Eukaryota; Viridiplantae; Streptophyta; Magnoliopsida; Brassicales; Brassicaceae. The record is from the annotation of a GenBank genome assembly.
CAAUUUUGCUUUUACUCAUUUCUACGUCGUUCUCUCCUUCUCCACUUGGAAUUGAGAAGAGAACCCACCAGAAAGUUUGAGUCUUUAUCUCUCUCUAUCAGGCUGAAACUAAACUAGGCCGUGUACUUUCAGAAUCAAAAUGCUGAAUUUGGGCAGAGCAAGAAUCGGGAGGCAAAACAGAUCUAUGUCUUUUGAAGGACUGGAUUUUGCAGACCCAAAGAAGAACAACAAUUACAUGGGGAAGAUUCUUUUGGUCAUGACACUUACGGCAAUGUGUAUUCUUUUGCUCAAGCAAUCCCCAACCUUCAAUACCCCGAGCGUGUUUUCUCGACAUGAACCAGGAAUUACACAUGUUCUAGUCACUGGUGGUGCAGGGUAUAUCGGGUCACACGCAGCUUUACGUCUUCUAGAAGAUUCAUACCGUGUCACCAUUGUGGACAAUCUAUCUCGAGGGAACCUCGGUGCAAUCAAGAUUUUGCAACAACUGUUUCCGGAACCUGGAAGGCUUCAAUUCAUUUAUGCUGAUCUUGGAGAUGCAAAAACUGUUAACAAAAUAUUUUCUGAAAACGCAUUUGACGCUGUGAUGCAUUUCGCGGCUGUUGCUUAUGUUGGAGAAAGCACACAAUUUCCUCUCAAGUAUUAUCACAAUAUCACAUCGAACACAUUGGUAGUUUUAGAGACGAUGGCUGCUCACGAAGUGAAGACUUUGAUAUAUUCAAGCACAUGUGCUACUUAUGGAGAGCCUGAGAAGAUGCCAAUAACAGAGGAAACUCCUCAGGUUCCAAUCAAUCCAUAUGGAAAAGCUAAGAAGAUGGCAGAAGAUAUCAUCUUAGAUUUCUCCAAGAAUUCUAAUAUGGCAGUUAUGAUCCUGAGAUAUUUCAAUGUGAUUGGGUCUGAUCCUGAGGGCAGACUAGGUGAAGCUCCAAGACCUGAGCUCAGAGAGCAUGGACGGAUCUCUGGUGCUUGCUUUGACGCUGCACGAGGCAUCAUUCCCGGGCUUCAGAUUAAAGGAAUAGACUACAAGACCGUUGAUGGGACUUGUGUACGUGAUUACAUUGAUGUCACGGACUUGGUUGAUGCUCAUGUUAAAGCUCUUGAAAAGGCGAAACCCGGCAGAGUUGGAAUCUUUAAUGUUGGUACCGGGAAAGGUAGCUCGGUGAAGGAGUUUGUGGAAGCAUGCAAAAAGGCGACUGGAGUUGAUAUAAAAGUCGAUUACUUAGAAAGACGGGCAGGAGAUUAUGCCGAGGUUUACAGCGACCCAAUUCAUCAAAUGGUGAGACUGGCAGUGGACGUGAAUCCACUCAAGGCUUUUGUUUGGUUACACGAUCUGGAUCGGUUAGGUGGUAAAUUGGAUCCUGUUACAGUCACUAGUGUGGAGAUAUUUCAGGACAAGUUUCAUACAAGCUUAAAGAUAUCCGGUUCUACAAGUGAAACUUUAAAUAUGGGAGGAUACAUGCAUGUGGAUAUUAAAAUAGGCGUUCUUAGAAUCUUAGCAAAAACGUUCUACCUCUGUGAACAUAUGGACUGCCCUGUUGCACCUGGUGCCUUCGUACUUCCUAUUGACAAAUUGAGGCUUGAUGUAGCAACCAACGGCAUUGGAUGGCUAUGGAUUGACCUGGCAGGAAGACAAUCGUCUGCUAAGAUCAAGAAACCAAUCUCGUAUGCUCUCUCUCCCCUUCACACUAAGCUCGGGGCUCUCUUGUGGCCUGUGGUCAAUACAAUGGCUCUCCUUACGCCAAGUGACAUAUCAAGCUUUUGGGACGGAUUGCAGUUGCAGGGAUAGAGUUGAAAUCAGUGGUUGGAGUUUUGAAGUUUUCUUCCCAAGUGAGAAGGUUUUGUUUUGUUUAUAGUAUUACUAAUUUGAAUUCAAACCAUCGGUUCAUCAAAUGGCGAAAUUGAAUAUUCACAUAAAAGCUUUUGACAACUCUGAAAAACCACUGAUGUGCCUCACUUUCACUAUGCCCAAGCUAAACGUUCCACUGUGGUCUUUGCUUAAUCAAGUUGCCGGAUGAAAAAAUGUUGUCAAGUCUAUCUAUAUCACUAUAUUCAGAGAUGAUCUCUUGCUCUUUGUAUGACAAACACGUAUUUUGUAUGUUGUUUUAUUUUCUCCUUUGUGUUGUGUCCGAGAAAUAAAAGAAAGAGUUUAUA